UUUUUAAUUUUUUUUUUGUUUUUUUUUUCCGGCUUGACGCAAACUAUGACCUGUGACCUGAGUACACAGUACGUUGCUGAAGUGUGGAAAAGCGUCCCCUCUACCGUUCUUCAAUUCCUCUGUUCACUCGCUUGCUCGCAGGCAGAUGUUAACGGAAGAGAAGAUAGAGGCUUUGUAGCUGUUAUCCUAGGGUUUUGUUAAUUUCGCUGGUUGAAGCUCUCGCCAUGGAGAGCAGAGUGCCGGAGAGACUUGCAGGCUGGGAGAUUCAUGGUUUCCACACACCAAAAGAUUUGGAUGUCCGGAGCAUUUUAGAAGAAGCUAGAACGAGAUGGCUCAGGCCAAAUGAGAUUCAUGCAAUACUUUGUAACCACGCUUAUUUCAAAAUCCAUGUCAAGCCAGUCAACUUACCCCAAAGUGGCACAAUUGUAUUAUUUGAUCGUAAAAUGCUGAGGAACUUUCGGAAAGAUGGUCAUAACUGGAAAAAGAAAAAGGACGGAAAAACUGUUAAAGAAGCCCACGAACAUUUGAAAGUUGGUAAUGAAGAAAGAAUCCAUGUAUACUAUGCUCAUGGCAAAGAGAAUCCAACCUUUGUUCGUAGGUGUUACUGGCUACUUGACAAGAAGCUGGAGCACAUUGUCCUUGUACAUUAUCGUGAAACAAAAGAGUUGCAAGCUUCUCCAGUCACGCCUGUGAAUUCAAAUUCUAGUUCAACCCUUUCUGAUCCAUCUGCUCCUUGGCUUUCGUCAGAAGAAAAUGAUUCUGGAACUGAUUGUGCAUAUUAUGCUGGUGAGAAGGAACAUACAGGACUUGAAGACUGUGUGACACUGAGAAAUCAUGAAAUGAGACUUCAUGAGAUAAACACACUUGAAUGGGAAGAGCUUUUGGCAGCAAAUGAUCCCAAUGAAUCAGUUGCACUUACAGGAGGAGACAAAGUUUCGUUCUUUCAGCAACAGGCUCAGCAUAUAGUUAAUGGCUCCAAAUUCGAUGAUUCAUCUCUACAAAGUAGCCCUUUUACAGCCAAUAACAUGCAAGCGAAAAGUCCUUCACUUGGGAAUCCCACUGAACCAAUUGCUGCAAGUGAUUCUGUUCAUUUCAACUUCCCAGGCCCUGUUUGCUUUCAGACAAUGGAGAGUCAAGAAAAUCCUAAUUUGGAAAGUAAAGAUUCCACUAUGUUGAGCCCUGGUGAAUCAUUAAACACUCUGGUCAGAGAUGGUUUGCGAACUCAGGAUAGUUUUGAGAAGUGGAUGAAUUGCAUCAUGACAGACUCACCGGGAUCAGUUGAUGAUCCGGUACUUGAACCUCCAUUAGCUGGUCAUGAUUCAUUUGCAUCUCUGGUGAUGGAUCAGUAUCAAACUACUGUUACAGAGAAAGUAUUCAGUAUAACUGAUGUCUCACCAGCAUGGGCUUUUUCAACUGAAAAAACAAAGAUUCUUGUAAUUGGAUUUUUUCAUGGAGAGAAUCAACAGUAUGCGAAGUCCAAUUUACUUUGUGUCUGCGGUGACACAUUCGUUCCUGUGGAAGUUGUUCAAGCUGGGGUAUUUCGUUGUUUGCUACCCCCACAUCCCCCUGGAUUAGUAAAUUUAUUUUUGAGUUUUGAUGGCCAUAAACCAGUCAGUCAAAUUUUGUCUUUUGAGUACCGCACUUCUUUAGCACAUGAUCAAUUAAUUUCCUCCAAAGAUGAGUCAAAUUCAGAAGAGUUUCAAGUUCAGUUGCGGCUUGCGCAUCUGCUGUUCUCUACGUCCAAGAAGCUUAAUAUUCUGUCCAAUAAAGUGUCAUCAAAUGUCCUGCAGGAAGCCCAAAAGUUUACACUCAGAACUUCUCACAUUGCCAAUUAUUGGAUGUAUUUGAUCAAGUCAAUUGAAGAUAACAAAAUCUCAUUUCCACAAGUAAAAGACUCUUUGUUUGAGCUUGCUUUGAAGAACAGGCUACAGGAAUGGCUUUUGGAAAGAAUAAUUGAAGGGGGCAAGGCCACUGAUCAGGAUGAUCAAGGUCGAGGAGUCAUCCAUUUGUGUGCUAUUCUUGGUUAUACAUGGUCUGUUCCUUUGUUUUCACGGUCGGGCUUAUCAUUGGAUUACCGGGAUAAAUAUGGGUGGACUGCUGUUCAUUGGGCGGCGUACUGUGGAAGGGAGCAAAUGGUUGCAGCUCUUUUAUCUGCAGGCGCAAAGCCAAGCUUGGUUACAGAUCCCACUUCAGAAAACCCCGGUGGAUGCACUGCUGCUGAUCUGGCUUCAAAAAUGGGUCAUGAUGGUCUAGGAGCCUUUCUCGCUGAAAGUGCUCUAGUGGAUCAUUUCAAUGACAUGACCAUAGCUGGAAAUGUCAGUGGCUCACUGCAAAUUAGCACAACUGACUCCUCAAACAUCGAGGUUUUCACUGAGGAUGAGAUCUAUCUGAAAGAUUCUUUGGCUGCGUAUCGAACAGCCGCUGAUGCGGCUGCUCGCAUACAGGCAGCAUUCCGAGCGCAGUCACUGAAGCUACGGACAGAAGCAGUUGAGACAUCUAAUCCAGAGUCUGAAGCUCGCUACAUAGUUGCAGCAAUGCGGAUCCAACAUGCCUUCCGCGAUUAUGAGACACGAAAGAAAAUGGUUGCUGCUGCCCGGAUUCAACAUAGGUUCCGGAGUUGGAAGAUAAGAAAGGAAUUCCUCAAUUUGCGUCGUCAAGUUGUAAAAAUUCAAGCUGCUUUUCGGGGCUAUCAAGUGCGAAGACAAUAUCGUAAGAUUCUAUGGUCGGUAGGAAUUGUUGAGAAAGCAAUUCUACGCUGGCGGUUGAAGAGGAAAGGCUUCCGCGGGCUUCAAGUUAACCCUGCAGAAGUGGUUGUGGAUCAGAUGCCUGAAAGCGUUACCGAUGAGGCCUACUUCCGAGCUAGCAGGAAACAAGCUGAAGAGCGUGUAGAGAGAGCUGUUACACGGGUCCAAGCCAUGUUCCGGUCAAAGCAAGCACAACAAGAGUAUCACAGGAUGAAGCUGGCAUGCGAAGAAGCUAAGCUGGAAUACGAAGGGCUUCUUGACCCUGAGUUUGCGGCGAUUAGGUGAGGAAGGAUUGUAACUACGACUCUAUUGCUACCACAAAAUUGUCAACCCAAGCUGGGGAUUAUGUUUGUUGAGUCUGUACAUUUUGUAAAUGCAUCUACUAGAUUAAUAAUAGUUUUGCGAGUUGAUCUC
Messenger RNA from Malania oleifera, 3158 nucleotides. RefSeq names its product calmodulin-binding transcription activator 5. NCBI's taxonomy places the organism in Eukaryota, Viridiplantae, Streptophyta, Magnoliopsida, Santalales, Ximeniaceae. The record is from RefSeq and is a predicted model, not a curated record. The transcript has 14 exons. Gene Ontology annotation, biological process: regulation of transcription by RNA polymerase II. Bases 225 to 3029 code for a protein of 934 amino acids. Gene Ontology annotation, molecular function: transcription coregulator activity; double-stranded DNA binding; protein binding. Gene Ontology annotation, cellular component: nucleus.